Molecule: messenger RNA, 6576 nt
Organism: Schistocerca serialis cubense
Lineage: Eukaryota; Metazoa; Arthropoda; Insecta; Orthoptera; Acrididae
Product: tyrosine-protein phosphatase corkscrew-like
Exons: 16
Coding region: 88-1929 (613 amino acids)
Biological process (GO): protein dephosphorylation
Molecular function (GO): protein tyrosine phosphatase activity
Source: RefSeq, a predicted model, not a curated record
UGGCCUUGGGCGUGUGCGCGGCUGACCUUAUGGUGUAAAAAAUAAAAGCUUCUCUCGGCAGCCCGGCGUCAGCUGUGGAGUGCAGACAUGCCGAACCGGUGGUUCCACCCCAACAUCUCGGGCAUCGAGGCGGAGCUGCUGCUGAUGGAGCGAGGCUUCGACGGCAGCUUCCUGGCCAGGCCGAGCCGCAGCAACCCGGGGGACCUCACGCUCUCCGUCAGGAGGAACGGCGAGGUGACGCACAUCAAGAUCCAGAACACCGGCGACUUCUACGACCUGUACGGCGGCGAGAAGUUCGCGACGCUGUCGGAGCUGGUGCAGUACUACACGGAGAACCAGGGCCAGCUGCGCGAGAAGUCGGGGGAGCUGAUCGAGCUGCGCUGCCCGCUCAACUGCAGCCAGCAGCCGGAGGCCGCUGCGUCCUGCACCGAGCGGUGGUUCCACGGGCACCUGUCGGGCAAGGAGGCGGAGAAGCUGAUCCUGGAGAAGGGCAAGAACGGCAGCUUCCUGGUGCGCGAGUCGCAGAGCAAGCCGGGGGACUACGUGCUGUCCGUGCGCACCGACGACCGAGUCACGCACGUCAUGAUCCGCUGCCAGGACGACACCUACGACGUGGGCGGGGGCGACCGGUUCGAGACCCUGUCGGACCUCAUCGAGCACUACAAGCGCAACCCCAUGGUGGAGACCAGCGGCACCGUCGUCCACCUCAAGCAGCCCUUCAACGCGACGCGCAUCAACGCCAGCGGCAUCGAGAGCAGAGUCCGCGAGCUGCAGAAGGAGAACGGGCAGUCGACGGGCAAGGCGGGCUUCUGGGAGGAGUUCGAGUCGCUGCAGCAGCAGGAGUGCAAGCACCUCUUCUCCCGCAAGGAGGGCCAGAAGCCCGAGAACCGGAACAAGAACCGCUACAAGAACAUCUUGCCCUUUGACCACACGCGGGUGAAGCUGAGGGACGUCGAUCCGAGUGUCCCCGGAUCUGAGUACAUCAACGCCAACUACAUUCGGCCGGAUGACGAGGCGGGCGACUCGGGGUGCGGGCGGUGCUACAUCGCUACGCAGGGCUGCCUGCCGGCCACGACGGGCGACUUCUGGGAGAUGGUCUGGCAGGAGAACACGCGCGUCAUCGUCAUGACGACCAAGGAGGUGGAGCGCGGCAAGAACAAGUGCGUCCGCUACUGGCCGGAGGAGGGGCAGAGCAAGGACUUCGGGCGCGUGCGCGUCCGCAACCUGUCGGAGUCGUCGACGGCCGACUACACGCUGCGCGAGUUCGCCGUGUCGCUCGGCGACGAGCGUAAAGUGUACCACUACCACUUCCAGGCGUGGCCGGACCACGGCGUGCCGUCGGACCCGGGCUGCGUGCUCAACUUCCUGCACGACGUGAACGCCCGGCAGGAGAGCUGCGGCCCGAGCGCGGGGCCCGUCCUCGUCCACUGCAGCGCCGGCAUCGGCCGCACCGGCACCUUCAUCGUCAUCGACAUCGUCCUCGACCAGAUCAAGCGACGAGGGCUGGACUGCGAGAUCGACAUCCAGCGGACGAUCCAGAUGGUGCGGGCGCAGCGCUCCGGCAUGGUGCAGACGGAGGCGCAGUACAAGUUCGUCUACCUGGCCGUGCAGCACUACAUCGAGACGGUGCGCCAGCGCGCCCAGGCCGAGCAGAAGAGCCUCCAGCUGGGCCGCGAGUACACCAACAUCCGCUACUCGAGCGACGAGCUGCCGUCGCCGUCACCCGUGCUGCCGCUGCCGCCGCCUCGACGGUCUCCCGUCCGUUUGCCACAGCCGCCCGACGACUUCCCGCGCCAGAUCUACGAGAACGUCGCGGUCAAGGACCGCAAGCUGUCGGCGGCGUCGCUGGGGCCGUCCUCGACGCACCACAUCGGGCCGCCGCCGCCGAGCUUCGCCCCUCCGCCCCCGCCGCCUCCGCGCAAGACGUGACACCGCCGGCAGCAGCAGCAGCAGCGGGAGGGGCGCCACGCCGCGCCGCCCCCGCGGAUCGCCGUCCCGGCGGGCGACCUCGCGCCCCUACUGGCGGCCCCGACGCCGCCCCCACUGUCCCCGCCCGAGGACUGGAGGCUCUGAGGGGGCGGCGCGCCGCCUCCGGCUGGCGUGUGUUCGGACGGGUGCGUCCGCGACGUCCUCUGUGUACAGACUCCGCACUGGACACUGUGACGGGGUGCUCCCCACGUGCAGUGCGAACGUUCUAGUGAGUGCAGUUUGCGACAGAGGUCCGGACCUGAUGUCGUACGUUAAGGAUCGACCAGGAUACGAGACUGAAGUGUAAAUCUUUUUUUUUUUUUUACAAGUGGCUGUUGUCACCAUUUUGUUGCAACACGUAUUCUUACUCACCAGUGGAAGAACACACACACACGAGUGUGGUACGUCUUUUAUAUGAACUCCUUACUUGUAGCACUCGACCACAAAAAUUAUCGAAUGUGUGGUGACAGUGCAGAAUAUUAACAGGUCGAGGCUCAAACGCGGCACUUCCCGCUUGUGGCGAGCAGUUUGUCUGACCGCCGAGUACGCCUCCGGGCUCCGUCGAAACUCUCGUGUCUGAGCAGUUGGCAGUUACCGUUUCGUGUUAUAGCUCCUUCUCUGACCUCUAUCCCAGCUGAUCCGGUUUUAGUUUCAUUGCAUUACAUCCGUUGUGCGUAAGUUGUUGCCCACUUUGCAGCAGUGAGCAUCAUCUUCUGGCCGUACACGAGGAACUGAACUGUUGUGAAACCUACUCCUGUCUGUGGCUCUCGUGUAAAAUUUGAAUGUGGAAAUUUGUACUUUUGAAACGCAUUAUUUGCGCCCAUCCCCCCCCCCCCCCUCUCCACUCCUCUCGAGUGAGGAAGAUUUUAUAUGUCGAAUGCUGUAAUUGAUGUGCGUAUGAAACUUUAAUAAUUGCCCGUACAAGCCCAGUACGAGGGAUAACAUUGAAAAGAAAUGACCUGUGUUUAUAAGGUUUCAGCACGUUUAAGUUUCCAGAAUAAUUUGCCCUCAAUUUGUGAGACAUAUUUCUUAACCGACAACAUUUUUUUUUUUGUUUUUUUUUGUUUAUACCUCUGUCAAUUUUCAUCUCAUUUCCAACCGUAUCAAACCUCUAAUUACAAUGAAUAACUGACACCCGAGUUCCAUUCUCGUAAGAACCGGCUGCUCGAUUUGACAGUCGUCAGCAGAUGGCCAUUUUGAUGUCGUUGUCAUUGUAGUGUGAUUUCGCACCUACAUUGUAUACUGUGAGCCUCCCAUAUUUUUUUUACCUGUGCAGACAACAUCCAUUACUUACAUUAGUGUAUCACUCGAGAAAAUGCAGUGCUAUGUGGUAGUGCACCUCAUUCGUCACUUUCAGUGCCCUGCGCUAACAUAACGUAGACUGCUGUGAAGCUUCUGUAGGAAUUCAAUAAAGAAUUCUCCUCAGAGCUGGAUGUAUCUCCUCGGAUACGGACGGAACUGCAAAGCGUCUGUUUUCUUUUCACUUGUGACAGAUGGUCUCUCACUUUGCACUUAGAUGCAAAUAUUAGUAUGUUCGAAUCAAUUUUCUCAGUUUUCAAUCACUGACAGUGUUUUUUUCCAUAAACUUCACUGACUUAUCAUUGAAUUUUGACUGCUUUCACAAAUUGGGACUGUUUUUGUGCCUCUUCUGCACAGAAAUGAAUGAAUGAAUGAAUGAAUAAAUGACUUCAGACACUAUGAGACUUUCAGCAGUUAACUGAGACAUUUUAAAUAAGCACAGACAAAUGCUUCUGUUAAAGCGUUUGUGGCCGGCUGAAGUGUCUACAUUUGAAAAUGUUACAUACUUAAAAUAUACACCUCAUACAUAGGCCCUUUCAUACUUUUGAGUCGGUACGUGAUUUUUUAAUUAUAUACCUGUACUGGAAAUGUGUUGACUGAAACCUACUUCACAGACCACCAAAAUGACUGUGACAGGCUUCUCCAUAGACUGGUAAAUUCUCCGCACACUACACAAAAUUAAAUGUUUCACACAGAUGUCGUGGACGAAAUCGUUCCGCACAUUAUAUUUUAAGUCGCUACCAAUUUUUGGCAACACUCGAGGCAGAAGUUUCCACUGCGAGUACUUACACUCGGUCUCUCGAGUAUCGUAGUAUCGAGGAGAAUACGCUGUCCUCCGCUUCCUCGUACUGCCGACAGGAGAUAUGUGGAUCGGUUCGAGUGAGAUGUAGUGUGUGAAGAGAGGGAGUGUACGGGGGUCGGUGAGAACAAGGGCACACUUCAGAUCUCACAGCUCAGACGGACAGUUUGCACGAGCCCCGUUCUCGCUCGUCCCUUCUCUCUCUCUUCCGCGUGUUCUUCUCUGUCUUCUAAAACUGCCUCUACCGUACGCGACACGAACGUAACGGGUUUGCCGAGAGACGUCAAACUGCAGGGAGAAAAAGUGUUUUGAGAUCGGGUGUGUUAGCUUUCUCACACGUCGAGUGCCGAGCAGUUUCGAGAUGCCUAAUAUUGUCAGACUGGACAGUGGAAGUGGAAUUUUUUUCUUUUUUAGGAAAAAGGAUGGCUGUGACAUUUUGCUGUGGACAAACAGGUUUGUGAGAGACAAAGAUGCUAUUUAUUGUGAACGCACAGGGACAACAGAGAACCGUUCGUGCCUCGGGAGAGAUUACGUCUGAUUGUCACGAUGUUACGUUGCAACUUUUUGUUUAUCGUUUAUUCGUGUUAUCUGCCACAGGGACGAGAGAUCGUACCCGAUCUGUUUUGUUCGUCACAGGUGAGUAGAACGAGAGAAAAGAGAAGCGGUCGCAUACCUCUCUCUGUUUGUGCGAAUAUUCUCUGUACUUUCCCAGCACGUUCCGUGUGGGAGGCACGACAGACGGAGAUUUAGCAAAAAUCCUUUUCGGGCAGAUGGCCACACCACGGUGUCAUAGCGGCCUUCCCCGACCCCCUGCUGCGCCCCGGUCUCCCCCUCCCGUAUCCACCCCUCUACUUUGCAGGGUACCUUACAGACUGGCCCUCUCAGAUUUUCUUCAAACUCGUACAACUUUGGACAUCACCUCACUUAAGCAGUACAGCACAAUUCUCAAAAACACUUCAGAUAAAUGACUUUGAAGUUUUCAGAGUCAAUUAAGUGGAAAACAUUUCACCUUCCCUGACGGAAUUGCCUGUAGCUCUGCACGUAGUUUUUCUAGUUUCCCUAUCACGAGGUCGUCGGUUUGAUCGCCACGUGAGUCGAAACUUUUUAUUUUUGUUUGACUUCGAUAUUUAUUAAGGUGUAUAUUGGAAUGUGUCCGCCCUCGUGGUCUCGCGGUAGCGUUCUCACUUCCCGAGCACGGGGUCCCGGGUUCAAUUCCCGGUGGGGUCAGGGAUUUUUCCUGCCUCGAGAUGACUGGGUGUUGUGUCGUCUUCAUCAUCAUCGUUCAUCCCCAUUACGGUCGGAGGAAGGCAACGCCAAACCACCUCCAUUAGGACAUUGCCUAGUAAGGCGGUGCGGGUCUCCCGCAUCGUUCCCCUACGCUCUGUAAAGAAGCGUGGGACUUCAUUUCAUGUUGGAAUGUAAAAGAUUUCUGUCAAGUAUCUUUCAUAAAAGUCAGAGUGUGAUCCUCGCUUUUGUGAGUGACUUGUAAAAGUCCUUUGAUAGUGUAAUACGGUCAUAAUAAAUGUAGCUGUUAAUUAAUAAUUAUUGACGUACAUCCUAUUUUGUGGAUAAAAUUAUUGGUAACGCAUUAAAAUUUUGUACAAGAGUCGGAAACAUAAACUAGAAAUUAUAAUACUUUCUGAUUUCUAGACGUUAUAGAUAAACAAAAACGAUAAUCGAAACAAAAAUAUGUUAUUAAAAAUAUUUAUUUUAGUACUCCUUUUUUCAAACAACUAGUAAUUAAAAAUAUGUCACUUUCAUUAAAACAUUACAGUUACCUCAUUAUAUGUUAAUUAACGUGUCAGUUUGAUGAUAAAUGCAAUCGGGAGAAGAGGAACAAAAAAAAUCUUCCCACGGCAGGAACGAACCGGCUAUCUCGUGAUUGUAACACUAGGACAACUGCCACACACCCGGCUACGGGCAAUGCCUCCGAGUUUGUGGAAAUUUUUGUACUUCGCGACACUCGGAAUAAUCGAAUUCGAAACCUCGGCAGCUCCUAGUAUUUUGGGAAAUUGCGCCGUUCCGCUUUAGGAACUCGCACCCGUGCAGUGACUUUUUAAGAGUACGCUGAAAAUAGUCCGUAAGGGCCCCUCGCCAGAGUAGAACUCUUACCCGUGUCGUCAAUUGUCGGUCGAAUACUUUCCAGUCUCCGCUUCCCUUACAGCUUUUGCCCUCUACAGAUCCCUCUACGGAUCCCCGACGUCCGACACGCGUCCCGUCGUCCCGUCCCUUCCCGCCGCCGUUUUCCACACGUUUCCUCGUCGACUCUGCAGAGAGCCUCCACAUUUCUCACAGUGUCGGUCGAUUCGAUUUACGGCCGUCUCGUCCCGAGCCGCUCGGACCUCACCUGUGGCGACAGUGCAGAGUCGGGUACGACCCCCCCUCUCCUGUCGUGUGGCGCCUGCCUACGGCACGCGGCCGACGUCCUCACGGCACUGCCCGAGCAGUGCGUGUGCUGUCAGCCGGCUGCGCUUUUUUUGUGCUUAAUAAAUAAAGCUGUGGAAACUAAA